AUGAUGUCUUCCCACUGCAUUCCUAUGUCUUCCUGCAACACGGGAAUGGCUGGCUGGCUCGAUGGCGAACACCCCGCAGAACCUUACCUUUUGGUAUCAAGAACCGUAUGUAUACACUCCGGCUCAAGCUGCUGUCAUCUUAAAAUAUCAGUUAAGAUACGUAAUUGCGAUGGAUUUUACGUUUACCAGCUUCCGGCUCUCGCUUCUUGUAAUGCUCGUUACUGCGGUGUCAAUGGUAAGACUUGUCCUGAAACGGAUGCUCUAUUUACAGAUUUCAACCUUGCUCUCUGAGUUGCAGCUUACCUUAUUUAGUAUUCACCAAAUCAGUGCCGGGAUAGCAAUUUUCGCGCGUUUUGUUUUGGCACGGGAUUCAAAAUGGCUUGUCUUGUCGCGGCAGUUUUGAAAGAUAAAAUUUUAGCGGUAAAUGAAGCAGCUGCACCUUCAAAUACCAAGAAGGAGACAAAAUGUGGCUUGUCGGUGUUUACUGGUCGGUAGAAAAACAUUUUCUUCCUUAAUGUGCAACAAAUUCAUAAAAAAAUGAUCCCCAUAACACUGUCAACUGAAACGUAAAAAAACUCUAAGUGACGUCUUUUAUUCACAAAAAGCUCCUUUUUGAUUUUUAUCCAACUUAUAUGGUAAAUACUAAGACAACUAUCCCCCCCAGGGUCGGUUCAUAGCGCUAGAUAUAUACCUCGACGCUUCGCGUCUCUAUAUUAUACUAUACAUCUAUACCACUACACACCUGCCCUUCGGGGGAUAGUUGUAUAAUAUCCACGCUUUCACCUUGCUGUUUUUAAAGUCCCAGUCUAUCGGACAUAGAAUUGGGCAAAAGAGAAUAACAGGAGAGGGAGGGAAACUCCAAGUUUAGCCUUUGGGAUAAGUGACUAUCACUUAAGUUAUCAGGAGAGCAUUUCCGGAAAUACCACAUCGUAUAAAUAUGAAACUAACAGCCCCAUGUACUAUAAUUCAUAACACGCUUCUUGGUAAAUUUUCUUUCCUCAACGAAAAUGCGUCUGUAAACUAGACUGGAUAUUCCAAAUACAAAAAGGCAAAGAUUCAGGAGACCAUUUGCAAUCAUUUAUUUUAUUUAUAGUCCUAAUGGCUCUGAUUUACCUGUGUUUCUUAGCUUUUAUUUCUUUGGGUUACUUGUUGCCUUGGAAGGUUUAAGGCAACUGGGAGAAUUUUUGUUAUUGCAGGGACCCCUUUGCUAUUUUAAGCAAUCUCGCCAGUGACUAAGGAAAUUCUUGUUACCUAGAGCGGAUACUAAAUAUCAAGAUCAAUUUAUAUUCUUAAAAUUUAAAUUCCCAGCUAACGCUCAGUUUCCCUCUUUGGCCCAUCAACCACUCUUCCGGCUGGGUUAAAGUAAAAAUUCAGCAAGGAGGUUCCACUAAUUUAGCCUCGUGUGCCUCCUCGGUUAUGGAUUAAAAUUUGACCAGAAUACAACGAAUACAUGUAUACAUAGUGUAGACGAAUUAAUUGCUAAUUUAAGAUAAUUUGCGUCUAAAUAUGUGUGGCUCUUGCAGAUGUGAACGAUGCCUGUUCGGCUGAUCCUGGUUCCAGCACUUGUAUCUGUGAUCCUGGUUAUGCUGGAGUGCCUUGCAGUGGUUAGUGAUAAGUAGCAAUCUCUUAAAUCAUAAAUCGCAAUCAUUUUUUUUAGAUAAUAAUCUGAACUCUUUUGUGUGUUUUGUCAUGAACAAAACUGACUGCAAUAUCAGCUUUCUUUUCAUUUUGCGUGAAGCUUUCAACAGUCACACAAUGUAAACUUUCUGUAAGCUUCUGGUUGCAACAAUUUAUGUGAAAGAAAUAAACGUUUUUCCAAACAAAAAGAAAAAAGCUAGUUUGUAGAACACGUCACCUUCAACUCCCACGUGACAGCUAUUUUUCAUUGUUAGUAAGUAGUGAAGUAAAACGGGAUCCGAUGAAGUGUCUAUGAAAUGGAUCAGUACUUUAGGGUACUGCGGUAUAUGUUCAAUUUUAAAGGUUUUUAUAAUGGCGCUACAAUUUUAAAUUGUCUAAAUUUAAUUUAAAUAAGGAAGUCGUUUUCCUUUUUCCCUCACAGAUGUCGAUGAAUGCCAAUCUGGAUCACAUAACUGCAGUAUUAACGCUCAAUGCAACAACACUAUUGGGGCAUUUACCUGCACUUGCAAUCAAGGAUACUCAGGAAAUGGGGUGGAUUGCCAAGGUGAGGCUAGCCUAAGGAAAUAAAAAAUGAAGUGACGUUUUUGUUAAACUUUACCGAUUGGUUGUUUAUGUUGUAGAAACUAAAAUUUUAAAUUAAAUUGGGGUUCCCAUACUCGUUUAGGAGUAGGAGCAACUUGUAUAUGCACAAUGGUUUUUCUUUAAAAUACUAACAUGAUUACAUUAACGAGUACUUGCUUUGAACACGUAUCCGACGAUUCAGAUUCUUUUUGUGCAUUGGGAAUUAAAAAAAUUAAGAUUUAAUUCUUUGGGGAGAUAUGACUUAAGGCAAAAGCCGCCAUGUUUUAAUGUGCGCGCUAAUCACUCAUGAAAUUAUGCGCAAUUAGGAUGCGCGAUGCAACACUAAGAAAUAACCUUAAGGCAAAGAACGAGAUCUAUCAUUCUUAAUAUACUGUUCUUCUGAAUUUGAAAUUGUCUUCCUUAGACAUCGACGAAUGUGCGACAUUUACCCACACUUGCCAUGACAACGCUACUUGUGCUAACACUGCUGGCUCAUUCACCUGUGCUUGUAACCUCGGCUUUAGUGGAGAUGGACAUUUAUGUUCAGGUAUCGCUUCUCAGUUCUUCGUCUUGAAAUUUAUCCAGUAGAAUAGUUAUGGAAAUUUCUACGGCUCUAUUGUUUCCUAUUACUUGCUGUGCGAGAUUUUAUUGGUUUAGUUUUUUUAGUUGCCUCGCCCAGCGCAAUAUAAACGGAUCUUAAGUGCUUUUUCAUUGCCCGACUAACUAGAUGCAUGGACUGUCCAAAACGUAUUGCUAACAAAAAAAAGAAUAUUAACAGAAAACCAAAGAAGUUCUUCCUUUUUUGCUACUUAUAGAUAUUGAAGAAUGUUUCACAAAUGAAGACAAUUGCAGUUUCCAUGCCACUUGCAACAACACGAUUGGGUCUUUUUUCUGUACAUGCAAUCGAGGCUACACAGGUGAUGGAGUUAACUGUUCAGGUAAGAAAAAAUUUUCUGGUUUCGUCAAGCCCAGUUUAAACGUACGACUACGUAAGCAUCAGCUGAAAAUUAGGUUGUGGUGGAGACAGGUUAUGAAAGCCGGCAGACAUAAAAAAGAAAACAACAGUGCCGCAGUUUUUGCUGGGAGCUCCCUGACAGUGCACAAUUUAUGACUGAAAAAAUUAAUACAUUACUAUCGAUCAGUAAGUUCUUUCACGUGUAAAAUGCUAUCGCACGAUGAAAAUCGGAGAACAUAUGACACAGAAGUCUGACAGGCUUCAUAGCAGUUGCACUUCAUAUAUAAGAAAAUCUGUUUUUUCCUCUCAGGCUGUUAGCGCUUCACUCAUUACAUUUCGACUAUUGUCCAACCAAUAUAUACUAUGCGUUAGAGAGGUCACUAUUUUUUGCCAUUUUCACGAACUAUUUGAUGUCUUAAGCUAAAUCGCAUUCAAAUUCACAGAUAUAGAUGAAUGUACGACAGGAACUCACAAUUGUCACGGCGUUGCCCAUUGUUACAAUACUGAUGGUUCCUUCACAUGUAGCUGUCGGACUGGUUACACUGGAGAUGGUCUGAUGUGCGAUCCGGAAGGUGUGUUUCCUCAGCAGUCCCCCCUCCCUUUUUUUAUCCAUAGCGAUAUUCAGAUAUACCUUUAAGAGAUUUAGUAUUAUGUCGAUGGGUUUGCAAUGAUGGUACUUCAUUCUGUGAUGAUCAUUUUGCGGUUUGUAACAGGUGACUUCUUUGUGUCUAUAAGAAAUAUUUCUAAAGACAAGUAUCACGCCACCCCUAUUAAGAGAGCCGUCAAAAGCGUUCAGGAAGCCCUAAUUAAAGGUUUACCAGAUGGUGUUUCUAUUGUGGAAAGCGUAUUGCAAUGGCGACUCGUAAGUGAAGCAGAGCUGGCCGCUUCAGAGUCUGCAGAAGGGUCUAUAGUAAGUCGAGGAACUGCUGAGUGGAUCAUAAACAGAAGAUCCAUAACCGCGGGUAUCUAUCAAAUCAAGUUCACUGCAUCAGUCAAGAUUGGUGAUCCAGUCGCUCCGCAGACUCUCCAGGCGUUUGAUUAUGGUUUCAUUGAAAGCAUCCCUGGUCCAGUACUUGCAAUAAUUGACGGUGGGAGCAGUGUUCGAUGGGGGUCUCCAGAAAUUGUUACAGUUGAUGGUUCACUCAGUUAUGAUGGAGACAUUGGUCCUGGAACCCACACUGGCCUUAAUUUCACUUGGUCUUGUUUAUGGAAUAAUUCAACCAGUUUUAAUUGCUUCGGUGCAUUUGUGAACGAAAACGACAAUGCUACGGCCAUAACUAUCAAUACAGAUAACCUCGAAGUUGGAAAUGCUUAUGUUCUAAAGUUGACUGUUUCCAAAGAUACAAGAAUGGCUUUUGCUGAAAUGAACUUUGAAAUAGCUGCUGGGGAAGUACCUCAAGUGGUGCUGAGGUAAGAAUUAUCAGUAUGGAACAUUUUAAGGGUGUGAGUAUAAUUUUUAAGCUUAAGGUCAGCUUUUGAAUUAAUCAAAAGGAUGAGUUAAAUCAUGUCAGUACCAGUUUCAUCUAAGGUAUCUGGACAGAAAUUUUAUCAAGAUGGCUACUAUUAGCACUUUUCGUUGCUGAAAUUAAUGAAAACAGCUUUCCUCUUGAUUUGCAACAUCUUAUUAAAAAGGAUACUCUCUUUGUUAUCUAAACAAGUCAUUAACCCCUUCUUAAAGUUUAGUAAGACUUGUUUGAGUUUCUGAUAUAUGCAAGAGUUGCCUUUAAUAUAAAUAGAUUAAGUGCCAGAGAGCGGUAUUAACAAAUAGAGGCCAACUGAAGUAUAAGGGUAUUUUGUCUUUCUGUCGACUUCUAGAUGCUUUAUUGAUUGCGGUAAGGUAGUAUCCGCUUCAAACAAGCUCCGCGUGACUUCCGAAUGUCCCAAUGCAGCCUGCAAUGGCUCAGUUUACGAGUGGCGUCUAAAGCAAAGAAAGGAAGAGGCAGAUCCGUGGGAGAAUAUACCUAUUUUGCCCAAUAUGACAUCCACUGCGGUAGAUGCCCCUAACAUGAUUAUCAGGAAAAAUUCUUUGCCCUCUGGUUUCUACUUCAGUUUACAACUCCUCGUAACAUCUCAAGCAGGUUCAGAAGGGUUUGGCGUUCUCGAGUUCGAGACCGCCGGAGUUCCACACGGUGGGUUUUGUGAGGCGUCAGCCAACGAGGGUGUGGCGCUUGAGACGGAGUUUACGUUUGAGUGCUUUGAAUGGGAGGACAAAAAUGCUCCGAUAACAUACGAAUUCCGAGUAGGAAAGGACAUAAUAUCUUAUGGAAGCUCUCCAAAAUCGGCCACAACAGCGUUACCCGCCGGACAGCCAGAAAACGAUUUUCGGCUACUAAUAAGCAUCAUUAUAAAGAACUCUGUCGGUGUAAAGGUUGUGGAGACCAUGUCUGUUAAGGUAAACUCAUAAAAAUGAUAGCCGCGAGUUUGUGUGUAUUGUACAAGUGAGAAAUGCAGAAAGAAUCCUAAGUUACUGUAAUCAUCCUAACCAGAAUGCCACGGUUGUAUACGUGGAUUAUUGUGGUUCGUUAUCAAGUUGUAGGUGGUUUCAUGCUCUCCUUAUAUGUUUCCCAUAAGAUAAAUUCACAUGUACUAUUGAUGACAAACUACUGCCUAAUUUUGGUGCGAGGUGUCAGCGUUAAUUUAUGAUUUCACUGUGAAAGUACAAAAUUGUUAUUUCAACCUUCCGGAAACCUAGACAGGCGUAACUGCGCAAUCACAAACAACAAGAGAUUUUUUUUUUAACGGGGUUUUUGUCUAACACUUAAGGAAAUGACGAGAAAUUUAUACAAAAUGUAUGAUCUAAACUUUUUAAUGCUAAGAGUUCUCGAUACGAUAAACGAGUCAAAACCUACGAUUGUGAGCGAUAUUGCCAUCAAUGAUAUUUCGGAAUGCUCAUGAAAUUCGGAAAUGAUUUUCUGAGCUUUUAACUUUUAGAAUUUCGACUAAAAGCACAUAAAAUUAUUUCCUAAUUUUACUAGGCAACAUUUUAUUACACAUACUAAAACCAUAUCACAUUCCUUUCGAGGUUAAUGAUAUAAUUAUCUUUUUACGUUACAAGAAUUCUUCUCUUUCCUUGAAAAGGUCAAGGGAUCUUCCAAGUUUGACCCAUGUUUCACUCCAGCUAGUGAAGUGGAAGAGCAGUUAAAAGGCUUUGUAGUCGGGGACGACAAUAAGUUGGACGGAUUUCUAAACAAAGGUGAAGUCAGCCAGGCCGCACAGCUGGCGCGGUCUGUGCUGAAAGCUGCCAACGCAAAACCACUUUGUGGACAAGGAUUGAGUUCGCUUACAAAGAUACUUGUACGUACGUUUUACAUCAUAAGGGUGACUCAUGGUUGAACUAGGUAGCCAUUCCUUUUGUUUUCGUAUCAUACACUUUCAGUAAGACUAUAGAAUGUACUUCAAUGAAUGUCAAUGCUAAUUUUGUGUUAUACUGUAUUGCCUUUUUGCUAUACGUGCCAUCCAUUCGGUUUUUAGGAGGCAAAAGAAAAUGUGGUGAAUAAGGCAAUAAUGCCGGACUUGAAAAUUUAAAAUCUUUUUACGGGCAAAAAUGUGUUUAUCUAGACGUGUCUACAAAGACACCAUUUAUCUUUUCAGAAUUCAGUCGUAAAUUGAACCCCUUUUGAAUGUCAGUAGAUGUUGCAAGGCGUGAUAUUUUUAGUGCAGGUUCAACGUGUUUGUGCUCCCUAACCAAAAUACGAGGUAAAAUCAAAGCCACCGCACUUGGUGUUUCCUCAAUGAGACGAGUAUUAGUUGCCAAGAUACUUUUGAUAAAGGUGUAUUAUUAUAUGCAAAGAGUUUAGCAUGAAGGCAUGAGGCAUGAAGCAACAGACAUGGGAAUAAGUCGAUGGGAUGAGCUUUUAUUUGACGGUUUUGGCUAUAUCAUUUAAUGCUAAUAUUACAUUGAUCUACUCAGAUCUCAACCAUAAUAACGGAGAAGUUCUCAGCGAUAAAACCGGAGAGUAACAAGAUGACUGAUGUGAUUAUGGGUGUCAUCAACGAGGCAACUGGAGGAGGAGGAGAUGGGGCGAACUAUAUGGUAUCAAAAUAUUCUGUUUAAUGCUUGUCUAAUUAUCUUAUCUCUUACAUCGUUCCAUCAUUAUCCAUUAACCAAUCCAUCGUUAUCCCUGACCCCUUUCCUUUGUCAUAGCAGCUAGUAAUACACAUGGAGAGCAGGAGACGCGCUAGGAGAAGACAAACAAAGGCGAUUAGCCAUUUUAAUGAUGUGAGCUCCUUGUUGUUUUCUACCCCAGUGCGUCCCUUACUCUUCAGAACGGUGGUUUUGUACCACGUGAAUGAGAAGCUGUAAAGGGGCUAUUGCCCAAACAACGACUAUAUUAAGUUUUUCAAAAUAACUAUUUUGGCGUCUUCAAGUGUAAGAUGUCACUCGUAAAAUUUAAGAUCAAGUAUUCCCUUCCAAAUGCUGUUGAAUGGUAGAUAAUUGGGUCUUUCAUCCAUUCUUUUUGAUUGAUUGGCUGAUUGUUGGUUGCUUUAUUGUUUCUUCAUUGUCUUGACAUGCUAAAGUGAUUCCUAUUCUGUUCUUAUGUACAUUCUUCGGACAUUUUCUUAUAUUGAAGUUGAUAAAUAACUUUCUCUCUCGCAAUUAUUCUUUCCUUCCUUCCUUCCGAGUGAAUAAGCGAAAUGGUGAGGCAAAUAAUAAUAAUAAUAAUAAUAAUAAUAAUAAUAAUAAUAAUAAUAACAAUAAUAAUAACACAAUAAUACUACUACUAAUAAUAAUUUUAUUGAAGUUUAAAAAAAAUAUGUACAUAAUUUACAGAAAUAUUUGAAGUAAGAAUUAAGCACUAUAUAGCAUUAAGAAUUAUAUAAAUCAUAGAAAUAGCAAUCACUGUGUCAUUAACGAUUUCGCAAAUACAUUCCUUGCGGCUCAGACUCGGUCAAUGACUGUUGCAGGCAGUCCAGAUAUUAAAUUAAGUAAUUACAGAAGAGAAUUAUCCGUCUCUGAUAUUAAAAAGAAAACAAGUUAAAAAGAAUAAAAUCUCGCAUUCCUAAAUUCCUAAUUCUUUAUAAAAAAAGAUCCUUGAAAAGAUUAAUUCGGGCGAUCUGUAGGUCUGAGUCAACAAAGUCUAGCUGUCUUCUUCUGGAUCUCUAGCCUCUCAAGCAUAGAGUCGCAGAGCGUACGAUGGCGAAAGGUACUUUAGCUCUUAUCCAGGAAAUUGCGCUUGAUUAACUUUCUCACAUCUUAUUUGCGAUCAGCUCCGCAAGUCUGCUGUGGUACUUAACACACUCAUCCGCCUUUCCACCUGUGGUCGUGAAAACUAGGGGAGUGAACGUUCCCUGUUCGAUCUCCAUUACUCUUUCCGCAUACUGUCUCUUCUUCUCGUUCUCAUGCUUCUUGUAGAUCUGCUUAGGAGUCACGUCUCUGUAAGAGUCUGCAUUAGGGUGACACACCGGAACGUGAAAGAAUGCAGAUCUCUGUCUCUCCCAAAUAAUAAUAAUAAUAAUAAUAAUAAUAAUAAUAAUAAUAAUAAUAAUAAUAAUAAUAAUAAUAAUAAUAAUAAUAAUAAUAAUAAUAAUAAUAAUAAUAAUAAUAAUAAUAGAAUAGGUCGCCAACUGCAAAGUGUUCAUGAAGGUGCCAGCCUUCAUACUUUGUCAUAAAAUGACCCAUUCGAGUGACAAGCUAACCUUAGAAACCACCCACGGAUGGUAGGAAAAACAUAUUCCCGCACGAAGAUAUACUUUAUCAAUUGUUUGUCAUUGUUUUCAGGACAUGGCCCUAAAAAUGUCCGAUACUGCAACAACAGCACUUGCCGAUACCUUGGGCGACCCGGAGGAGCCUUUCACUCCUGAAUUAGAGGAAACAGCUACAGGUGUCGCAGGUUGUUUAAGGAACGUAAUGAAAGGUGCAAGUCAAGGGGCUGGAUCAAGUUCAUCUUCGAAGGUAGGUUUAAAUUGGAAAGUUAUGUGUGCACGUGUUUAUGGAGUCUCUAGAGGACAUUUUCUAUAAAGGAGGACUCUGGUUAAAAGCGUUGGUUUUCGUUUAUAUAUUUUCGUUUAUUUAUUAUUUAAAAUAAUUAGUAGACAAAUACCACAUAGGCCACCACCACAACAACCUCUGAUCUCAUUAGCGGACUAACUGGUUUAUGUGUAUACAUUUCCUGCCCUAAUCUAUUUCCUUCCCAAUUCAACAUCAUUUUCCCCAAAGAACACCCAGACUGCCCCCUUACAGGCUUUUACCUGACACCAAUAUGACCUUUCUCUCAAAUGGGAUUACCAAACGGUAGCAGUCAAUGAGUGCACUUCAAUAUGCAAGCGAUAAUUAUUAAAUCGAGACAAGUAUUUAUACUCUUUUAUUUUCAGAAUAGCGUUGAAAAGGCUUCUCAAAACCUGCAAAACAUGAGUGAUGCCUUUUUUGGUCGCUUAGUACGGUCCGAAAAUCUUGUUAUUAAAACAGAUGAUCUCGCGUUGGCUCUAAAGAAGGUCUCACCUGACGAUAUUAAGGGUUUGAGCAUGGAAGAAGGACCAACGAAAUUCAAGUUGCCAGGAAAUCUUGGAAAUAUGGGUAGUGGUGACAUUAAUGCAAAGGUACUAAGGGAAGAAGAAACUGUUUUCCUUUAGAGGGGAGAAGUGUGACGUCACGUUACCAUGGUAGUAAAGUUUCUGGAUCUCGACUGAAUCCUUCUUGGCAGAGACAGCCAAUUGUGUCUCCGAAUGAUGGAAGAAAAGUAUGGGCUACCGUUUUGCUCCUGAGUACAAUCAUGCUCAGGAAAGUCACAGAUUUCAACUUUUCGUUUUUUCUGCUAUAUUUGCGGGACCACUAUUUAUUGAGAUCCAGAAAUUUUGCUACUAUAGCAACGUGACGAAACAAAAUUCUCUCUAUUGUAAAAAAAUACUUGCCCCUUUGCCCCUUCUUUGAUAGGUUCUCUUUUGUGUUUAAUUUAUACGUCUUUAUACAUGCAGGUUCAUAUGUUGUUCAACAGCUGAAGACAUGAGAAUAAUUCUAAAUCAGACACAAAAAACGUUUUUAUCGAUCCAUGACCCCAGUUUACCAAAUUAACAAUCAGGUUUGUCAGUAAGGUGUAAUCGCAAUUGUUUUUUUCUUGUUGUGUUGCUGACGAUAAUUGUCCGGUGAUGAUGGUCGGCAACCAGAAGAUUAAACUAAAUGGAGUACAAACGUUGAGGUCGGUACAAUAGACCAUUUCUUGAUACGCAAAGAAUGUUAACCAUUGUACAUCUUCAUUUUGUCACAAUUGCAGAUGUCAGCUCUUACUUUCAAUCCUUAUAGCUGGAACAACAGCAGCAAGGCGAUUCAAUCGAAUGUUAUUGGCCUUGAGUUACAAAAUGGCAACACGAAGNCAUGCUUCUUGUAGAUCUGCUUAGGAGUCACGUCUCUGUAAGAGUCUGCAUUAGGGUGACACACCGGAACGUGAAAGAAUGCAGAUCUCUGUCUCUCCCAAAUAAUAAUAAUAAUAAUAAUAAUAAUAAUAAUAAUAAUAAUAAUAAUAAUAAUAAUAAUAAUAAUAAUAAUAAUAAUAAUAAUAAUAAUAAUAAUAAUAAUAAUAAUAAUAGAAUAGGUCGCCAACUGCAAAGUGUUCAUGAAGGUGCCAGCCUUCAUACUUUGUCAUAAAAUGACCCAUUCGAGUGACAAGCUAACCUUAGAAACCACCCACGGAUGGUAGGAAAAACAUAUUCCCGCACGAAGAUAUACUUUAUCAAUUGUUUGUCAUUGUUUUCAGGACAUGGCCCUAAAAAUGUCCGAUACUGCAACAACAGCACUUGCCGAUACCUUGGGCGACCCGGAGGAGCCUUUCACUCCUGAAUUAGAGGAAACAGCUACAGGUGUCGCAGGUUGUUUAAGGAACGUAAUGAAAGGUGCAAGUCAAGGGGCUGGAUCAAGUUCAUCUUCGAAGGUAGGUUUAAAUUGGAAAGUUAUGUGUGCACGUGUUUAUGGAGUCUCUAGAGGACAUUUUCUAUAAAGGAGGACUCUGGUUAAAAGCGUUGGUUUUCGUUUAUAUAUUUUCGUUUAUUUAUUAUUUAAAAUAAUUAGUAGACAAAUACCACAUAGGCCACCACCACAACAACCUCUGAUCUCAUUAGCGGACUAACUGGUUUAUGUGUAUACAUUUCCUGCCCUAAUCUAUUUCCUUCCCAAUUCAACAUCAUUUUCCCCAAAGAACACCCAGACUGCCCCCUUACAGGCUUUUACCUGACACCAAUAUGACCUUUCUCUCAAAUGGGAUUACCAAACGGUAGCAGUCAAUGAGUGCACUUCAAUAUGCAAGCGAUAAUUAUUAAAUCGAGACAAGUAUUUAUACUCUUUUAUUUUCAGAAUAGCGUUGAAAAGGCUUCUCAAAACCUGCAAAACAUGAGUGAUGCCUUUUUUGGUCGCUUAGUACGGUCCGAAAAUCUUGUUAUUAAAACAGAUGAUCUCGCGUUGGCUCUAAAGAAGGUCUCACCUGACGAUAUUAAGGGUUUGAGCAUGGAAGAAGGACCAACGAAAUUCAAGUUGCCAGGAAAUCUUGGAAAUAUGGGUAGUGGUGACAUUAAUGCAAAGGUACUAAGGGAAGAAGAAACUGUUUUCCUUUAGAGGGGAGAAGUGUGACGUCACGUUACCAUGGUAGUAAAGUUUCUGGAUCUCGACUGAAUCCUUCUUGGCAGAGACAGCCAAUUGUGUCUCCGAAUGAUGGAAGAAAAGUAUGGGCUACCGUUUUGCUCCUGAGUACAAUCAUGCUCAGGAAAGUCACAGAUUUCAACUUUUCGUUUUUUCUGCUAUAUUUGCGGGACCACUAUUUAUUGAGAUCCAGAAAUUUUGCUACUAUAGCAACGUGACGAAACAAAAUUCUCUCUAUUGUAAAAAAAUACUUGCCCCUUUGCCCCUUCUUUGAUAGGUUCUCUUUUGUGUUUAAUUUAUACGUCUUUAUACAUGCAGGUUCAUAUGUUGUUCAACAGCUGAAGACAUGAGAAUAAUUCUAAAUCAGACACAAAAAACGUUUUUAUCGAUCCAUGACCCCAGUUUACCAAAUUAACAAUCAGGUUUGUCAGUAAGGUGUAAUCGCAAUUGUUUUUUUCUUGUUGUGUUGCUGACGAUAAUUGUCCGGUGAUGAUGGUCGGCAACCAGAAGAUUAAACUAAAUGGAGUACAAACGUUGAGGUCGGUACAAUAGACCAUUUCUUGAUACGCAAAGAAUGUUAACCAUUGUACAUCUUCAUUUUGUCACAAUUGCAGAUGUCAGCUCUUACUUUCAAUCCUUAUAGCUGGAACAACAGCAGCAAGGCGAUUCAAUCGAAUGUUAUUGGCCUUGAGUUACAAAAUGGCAACACGAAGGUCAAUGUGUCAAACCUUGAUGAUGAUAUUGUGAUGGUCAUUCCAAUUAGCAGCCCAGCCGAGCAAAAAACCAAUACUAGUAGUCCGAGUAAACAUUCUUUUCUAAAGUUAGACAAAAUGUCAAUCCGUUCUUAUAAUGCACAACUAGCAGAUGUCCCUGUUUCAAUUAAGAUGGCUGUGAUAGAAGAGGGCUUAUUUACAGUUAACCUAUUUGUGAAGUUUGGAUCCAGACCGACAAUAAGUAGCUUUGACCACAACUUUACAGUUACUUUCAAGUCAAUGUGUGGAAACCAGACAAACAAGAACCAUAACCUCACAUCCUGCCUUCCUGACGAGUCCUCCAUAACAGUGGUACCACCAAACGAAGGUCCUCUUUUUGUCGGACUACUUCUUUUGAAUAAAAGCAGCGGUGAAAACUCUAGACAAAGGAGAUCAUGCUUCGGCCACGGUCGACAAAAGCGCUCCUGCGUUGGCGUCAAGGACCCACCACCAAAAGGAGUCACUCAAACAGUCAUUCCGCAGUACGAUUCAUCUACAGAUGUUAACUAUACAAUGACAAUCACCCAGUCAAGCUGCUUGUACUGGUCAGAAGAUGAAGACAAAUGGACAUCAGAUGGCUGCAAGGUAACAUAACUAAAUAUAAUAACAAAAGGUACAAUAGCCCACUCCCCCCAGGACUUUGUUAGUCUGCUUGUAUCGCAGUAUACAUUUAGAACGUCCAGUUAAUGUGGAUGUGAAUUGACUCAAUUCAAAGAAGAGACUCUAGAGCACUAGAGCAAAGGCAUCACUUUCUCGUCGGAUAUUUAUUGGUCUUGCCGGUAAUUGAACCAGGGGUCAAUUUAAUGAAACUUUUACAAGGGUAAUUUAUAAGUGUAGCCAUUGUUUUAGGGUCUCAAAACAAUAGCCACACUUGUAAAUUACACUUGUAGAAGUUUUAUUAAAUUGACCCUAGGCCGUAGCCCUCCAGAGUCUGACACUAAACAAAUUCAGGUAAUAAUCGUCGGUCAUCGCCAUGCUUAAGGUGGCUAGACCGGAUUUGUUUGGGGGAUACCUCUCUUUACCACGUCGGCAUUAACAAAGAUAUCAGGAAAACUAGGUUACCACAAAAAAGAAAAUGUCUGCAGCGUCACCUUUUCAUCAUUUAAAACGCAGAAAUUAAUAGCUAUGUAAUAGUUUAUUUGCAUUUAUGUUUCCUUUCUGCAAUACCUGUUCUUAUUCACCUUAUUUUCAUUGGUACGGAGACUCCUCAACAUGACCGGAAAGUGUUCGAGGGUCCUUUUGAAUGCAAAUUUUUUGCUUAAGUCAGGGAACGUGCAUAUGAAACUUCAACAUAAUGGCAGUGAAUAGUAAUACGGAUGCUCAAUGUAGACACAAAAUCUGGGGGAAAAACUUGUGACUUUUGAAGCCCCCAUUUUCGAGUUCCUCCGGGCCUCCGUAUCAAAACGAUCGAGGUUAGGUGCUCAGCCUUUGAUAUGGAAAUAGUUUUCAUUCUCAUAGAAAUAAAACUCAUUUCAACAAGAAAGGUUGUGCACUUGGCAUCAUUUUGAAAGUGAGGGUUUUUGCACUUGGACUUGGACUUGAACUUGGAAGUGGCCUAUUGCCUUCCUUGUUUUCAAUGUCUUUGGAAUCUGGAGGCGCUGUAAAUUAAAGAUUAGUCUCAGUCGGGAUUGUCGAGAUUUUUUUAAAAAAAUUACCAAGCGGUUUUUACACCCAACGAAGGCUAAUCAAGUUAUUUUUUCUCCCAAUUGGCCAAAGCAAUCCCUCUCUUUUUUCGUACACAGAAUCAAACCACUAUGAGAUGAAACUACAUUUCCAGACCUCAUCAUUUGCUUCAAAUAUAAGCCAGUUAUGUCGAUAGCAUGCACUGUUUUGUGACCCUUAAACUUUGUUUUAAAUAUUUUCAAAACGCUCUCCUAGAAUCUGUUCAAAAUUUGCCAUAAUCCAGGCAACUAAGGGAUGUACAAGCUCCCUUGAGCGAUUUCUGAAAAAAAUUCCUGGUAGCAAAAAAUACAAACGCAAGAAAAUAACGUAAUGGCGUCAUUACAUUGCUAUGGAAGGUCUGUUGGGGUCACAUGAAAGAGACUUGGCGCAACAUAAUGUACAUGUAACAGGACAUUCCCCCAUUGUAGAAAGGACACUUAAGUUUCAGCCUUUGCUUCUUUUACAGGUUGCACCUGAGUCAAACACAACUCACCUUGUGUGUCGUUGCAAUCACCUGACGUCCUUUGGUGGGAACUUCAUACAAGCCCCGAAUCCAAUAGACUUUGACAAAGUUUUCACUGAGUUUGCAAACCUUGCUGAGAGUGGCAACAUUUCAGUACUGGUGACCAUCGCUUGUGCCUUUCUUCUUUAUUUUGUUGUUCUCGUUUUUGCAAGGAGAGCAGAUAAAAGGGACGACGACAAGGUAAGCACAAACUGAAACAUCGUUACUUUGUACGAAAAACUUUCCCUUUACCUUCAGCCUAACAGGAUAUCUGCUCGUAAAUUCUUUAACUAGGCCUUGCCGAGUCAGGUACGUGGUGCACUACAUUUGAAGUGUUAAUGACAGAGUAACAGUAAGGAGUAUCAUGACCGCUUUAGUUGUUGGGGACCCAUGUUAGUCAUUGGGCGAGUUUGCGACAAGCCAAAAAGAUAGAGUGACUUUACUAGCAGAAUUAGGUCAUCGUUGUCUAGCAAUCACAGGCAAUAUAACUUAGUCUUAAAAGGCUUUUGUAAGUUCCUUUCCUUAAUUUGACAUUGAUCCGUCCUCAGUCUCGUUAUAUUGACCCGUAAAACCUGCGGAAGAGUCUAAGACUGAAUUCAUAUCGGUAUUAGAAGUUAAUUUGAGGCUUUACAUAAAUCGAACCUUUUAUGGCUUUUUGUCUUGCUGAUGGAUUGUGUUACGUUUUGGUUUGCCACAGAUCUGUCCUCCUAAACAUGUCACUAUAUAUGAAGAAGGAACGUAUUAUUACGACAUGGCUAUUAGCACAGGUGUUUGGAAAAACUCAGGGACAACAGCAAACGUUGAAAUAAGCAUUAAAAGCGAAAUAAACGAACAUAGCCACGUUCCACUGCGAAGUAAAGGCGACUGGUGCGAAAUAUUUUCCCGGGGAAGUAUAAAUGGAUUUGUUCUUAUCACUAAAGAAUCAUUGGGAAAAUUAACGGAAAUAACGUUAGAGCAUGAUAAUACGGGAGACAAUCCAUCUUGGUUUGUAGAAGCAGUAACAAUCAGAGACAGGCAGACAGAGGAAACUUGGAGUUUUCCUGUAAAUAGAUGGCUUGCAGUGGAGAAAGAUGACGGUCUUAUAGAAGUUACUGUAAACAACAGAAGCUUUGUUCCUUUCUCAAGUCUGGUUACCUCACGUUUUGGAAGAAAAAUCGCAGACAGUCACUUGUGGAUGUCCGUGUUUGGUAAAGCCUGUAGCAACACUUUCACACGUGUACAGAGAGCUUCAUGCUGCCUGUCUGUUCUCUUCAGCGCAAUGAUUGCCAAUGCAAUGUUUUAUAACAUUGGUGGAGAAUCAGAGGAAGCCAUCCAGGUUGGACCGUUUAAGUUCUCCUUGAGACAGAUCAUUGUUGGAGUACAAAGCGGGCUAAUAGUUGCACCUGUCAACAUCUUAAUUGUUUUCCUAUUCAAGAGCAGCAAACCGAGAGGUAAAAAGGGGGAUAAAUAUAAAGAAAUUGACCACGCUCAACAACUGGUUAACAAAGUUAGCGAAACUGGCUGUAUGUUACCCCACUUCUGUGUGUACUUUGCAUGGUUUCUCUGCUUUACCACGACUCUGGCAGCUGCCGCGUUCACGUUAUUUUACAGCUUAAUGUGGGGGAAAGAAGUUGCCGAACAAUGGCUGUCUUCCAUUUUGAUUUCAAAUGGUCAAGACAUUUUUGUUGUACAGCCAACCAAGGUUAUGCUGGCGGUAGUGGUUGUUUCGCUUCUCCUAACUAGAAAGAAAGACCAAGAUUAUGAAUGCGAAGAAACAAGUUCGGGAAGUGACACUGAAUCUCUGAUUGACGAUCCUAAAGAGCGAUUCAAGCGAUCUAGAUUAGACGCCAUUCGGAAGCGAACUAAAAAAGAAGUCCAAUUAGCAGGCAUAACGAAGGGAAUUGUCAUCCAUUUAACUUUUGUGUUUUUCUUGGCUGUAGUUUGCUAUGGUAAUAAGAACAGUUACCGCUUUAUGAUGUCCACGACACUGAUGAAUCCAUUUGGGAAGUUUGAAUGGGUAGGAAUUUGUUACACAGUUUGAAAUACUUCGUAUGAGCACUCAAGCUCGCCAUUAAUUGAACUUCUAGCUAUAUUCACGCUGACGUCACCUAUCGAUACUAAUGUGCCAACCAGAAUUGAAGCGUUUUGGUUCAUGAAACAAGAGAGUCUCUUGUUUCACUCGUUAAACAUUUAAAUAACAAGAACAGUGUUUGUCGAACAGUGAUGUCUCCAAGAAACUGUCCUUUACCUAAAGAAAAAGUAUUCUCAGUGGGAUAAAAGAGUCUAAUUUAUUAAAUAUUUCUGAUUUUCCUCAUCCCUUUUUAGACAUCUGAAAUUAUAUUGCGGGAGGAUAGGAUCUAGAAACGUCGCGACUUAAAUUCAGUUUGCUUUCUUGCUGACUGCGGGCGAACUUAUUUUAAUUACGACAUGGACAGCCUUGAAAAAUUUAAAGGACACUUCGUUUUUAAUAAAGCAAAAUAUAUUUCAAUUAUGCAGGUUACUGACGAGAACAAAUUACGUGUUUGGUUAGAAAAGGAGUUCCUUCCAAAUAUAUACAGUCAGCCGUGGUACAACGGAGUCAAGGAAAAAGAGGACGUGUACAUUGAGAAUAAAGCGUCCCUGCUGAUUGGCAUGCCAUGGAUGCGACAACUUCGGAUACAAAAGGGUAAUUAUUUUUUCUCUUUUUUCCCUUUCUUUCACGGAUUAUACUUAAACAUCAUUCUUAACAACCUGUUUUCCCCAAGCAUUAAAUGACUAGGUGUUACAUUUGUAUGUGGAUUCAACUGACGAUAGGUUAGGUCAGAUCUCGAAGUAGUAAUCCUGGGCUCAAUUCCGGGCAUUAUCAACAGUUCUUCAGCACAGUUCUUGCCUAUCCCCACCAGGCAUUUCAGUGUUCCGUAAGACUAAUAAAGUAUUCACAAUGGCUGAAAGCAAAAACCUUGUGACGUAAUUUGUUUAACUUUAAGGUUCCUGCGAGUCCCUUCCUCAGUUUAUUUCAGACUGCUACUACGACUACUCCAGCGAAAGAGAGGAUACCACACCUCUGAGUCUUCCAGCCUGGAAACCACUUCCCUACAAUACGUCGUGGCCUAAGGCUCUAACAUUGUGUCCAAAACCUUGGCGUUAUCAAACAGGCGAAGAACUGGACAACGGUCCAAUCAAAGCCAUGUAUAGCACUUACGAAGGAGGUGGCUAUGUUGCUGUCAUGGGAUAUGACGAAGAAACUGCCCAAGGUGUCCUUGGCGAAACCUUUGGGCAUGGAUGGGUUGAUCGCCAAACGCGAGCGGUGAUCUUGGAGUUUGCAGUAUUUAACAUUAACACUAAUCUUCUAAGCGUCGCCACGUACUUUUAUGAAGUUAUCGCCACUGGUGCUGCUUACACUAAUAGAAGGGUUGACACGCUGGAGUUGUACACAACGGAUUCAGGAUCCGUCAUGUUCUACCUCAUUUGCCAGUUUCUUUUCAUGGCCAUGGUACUUUAUUACCUGAUCAUAAUGCUUUUUCACCUUUACAAACAACGGCUAGGAUUUUUAAAGUCAGUUUGGAAUAUGGUGGAUUUCUUAAUGAUCAUAUCCUCUGUAACGUCAGUAGCAUUUUAUAUGAUCAAAGCGAAGGCUAUUCUGCAGAGCAUAAAAGCCAUCCAAGAUAAUCCAUAUGACAUUAUACACUUUCAUGUGGCAUUAGACUGGGCUAACUGGGAAAAUGCCGCAGUGGCCCUUGCCAUUUUCAUGGUGACAGUUAAGCUAUUGAAUUUGAUUCGUUUUAACCCAUAUGUAAUUUACUUGUUUUCAUCUUUCCGUCAAUCUGUAAGCUACCAACUGUCGUACGUGCUUUUCUUCUUGAUCGUCUUUAACGCGUUUGUUGCAUCAGGGAAGCAGUUUUUUGGCCGUACAAUCUACGCAUACUCAAGCUAUCUCUAA
Porites evermanni is the source of this 18531-nucleotide messenger RNA. Lineage: Eukaryota; Metazoa; Cnidaria; Anthozoa; Scleractinia; Poritidae. The record is from the annotation of a GenBank genome assembly.